Lycium barbarum (goji berry) is the source of this 399-nucleotide messenger RNA. RefSeq lists its product as uncharacterized. Bases 1 to 399 code for a protein of 132 amino acids. Gene Ontology annotation, molecular function: zinc ion binding. Lineage: Eukaryota; Viridiplantae; Streptophyta; Magnoliopsida; Solanales; Solanaceae. The transcript has 2 exons. The record is from RefSeq and is a predicted model, not a curated record.
AUGGGGAAGGUUGAGAAGGUAGAUAUUCGGGUGGCUGAAUAUUUGGAAUUAGCCGGAAGAGAAAAGUGGGCUAGAGUGUAUGCGUCUGUUAACCAAGGAUGGACAAUGACUUCAAACAUAGCAGAGUAUAUUAAUUAUCACCUUGUAGUGGUCGAAUCAUCAACCGAAUACUUGUACACAGUUCAUGAUGCAGGAAGGCAUUUCAUAGUUUGCUUGAAAAAUAAAACUUGCAGUUGUCAGAUGUUUCAAUUAGAAGAAAUUCCAUACCCACAUGCAUGGGCUGUCAUUAAGAAGAAAAAUCUAUCGGCUGAUGAUUAUUGCUCAGAAUUGUUCAAACCACAGACCGUGGUGAAGACAUAUGAUGUAGCCGUGGAUCCUCUCCCUGAUGAGCGUGAAUAG